GCUGUGGGAACAGUGCCCUUAGCUACGAGUUGUCCCUUGUGGGCUUCCCUGAUGUGACCAGCGUGGAUUAUUCAUCAGUGGUAGUGGAUGCCAUGCGCACCCGUAUCCGCCCACAUGCCCACAUGCCUCACCUACGCUGGGAGACCAUGGACGUGCGGGCCUUGGACUUUCCCUCCGGCUCCUUCGACGUGGUGCUUGAGAAGGGCACACUGGAUGCUCUGCUGGCUGGAGAAGAGGACCCCUGGACCGUGUCCUUGGACGGUGUCCAUACUGUGGACCUGGUGCUCAGUGAGGUGAGCCGGGUGCUGGUCCCGAGGGGCCGGUUCAUCUCGCUGACCUCUGCUGCCCCCCACUUUCGGAGCAGGCACUAUGCCCAAGCCCGCUACGGCUGGUCCCUAAGACACACAACCUAUGGCGAUGGUUUCCACUUCCACCUCUACUUCAUGUACAAGGGCAGGGAGCUGAGUGGGGCCCAGCUGGCUCUGGGGGCCCAGCUAUUCUUACCCCCCAGGCCUCCCCCCACCCCCUGCUUCCUCCAGGACUCAGACCACGAGGACUUCCUCAGUGCCAUCCAGCUGUAA
Suncus etruscus (white-toothed pygmy shrew) is the source of this 581-nucleotide messenger RNA. Its product is annotated as EEF1A lysine methyltransferase 4-like. Gene Ontology annotation, molecular function: S-adenosylmethionine-dependent methyltransferase activity. Lineage: Eukaryota; Metazoa; Chordata; Mammalia; Eulipotyphla; Soricidae. The record is from RefSeq and is a predicted model, not a curated record.